GGAGCGCGCGCAAACCCGAGACAUCUGAUUCCAUUAACAUCAGUGUGAACAGGAUUCAUUAUUUCAAACGAAGUAUUUUAAUUCUUCUAUAUUAACACUUCCAUUUCAGAACUGCCAGGCUUGCUCCUCUAACCCAUGGAUGAAGAAGCUGAGAGAGUGAAAGCUAAUAUGGGUGGAGGGACAGUGGCGCUACCAACAAUUUUCAUGAUUUCAGAUCUCCUCCCUGACAUUAACAUGACCAACAACACCAAUCUCACAGAGGAGAUCCUAUUCUCUCCAUACUUCCAACACUCUCUAGGCAUGGCUGCUGUGUUCGUCCUGGCCUACUUGUUUAUCUUCCUGCUCUGCAUGAUCGGUAACAGUGUGGUGUGUCUUAUAGUCCUGAGGAAGAGGCACAUGUGGACGGUCACUAACGUUUUCAUCCUGAACCUUUCAAUCAGCGAUCUGCUUGUGGGGAUCUUCUGUAUUCCCACCACUUUGGUGGACAAUCUCAUAACAGGCUGGCCUUUCAGUAACAUUAUAUGCAAGCUGAGUGGCCUUGUGCAAGGAAUGUCGGUCUGUGCUUCCGUCUUCACACUGGUGGCCAUUGCAGUGGACAGGUUUCGCAGUGUAGUUUACCCCUUUAAACCCAAACUAACACUUUUUGUGGCAAAGGCAAUCAUUGGGAUGAUUUGGCUAUUGGCUCUGGUCAUAAUGUUCCCCUCAGCCCUGAUGUUGACGGCCCAGCAAGAACGAAGCCACUUUAUGGUUCAAGAUGACAACUACAACCUGACCUAUCCUCUUUAUUCUUGCUAUGAGACCUGGCCUGAGCCUGAGAUGCGGAAAGUGUACACCACAGUGCUGUUUGCUCAUAUAUACCUGAUUCCGCUCAUUCUUAUUGUCAUUAUGUAUGGCCGCAUUGGAGCUAAACUGUACUCGACCACCUUCCUGGUCAAAGUGAACCAACCUGAUGUCACACCUCAAAGGAAGUCACCUAUAUCACACAGGAAGAUCAAAGUCAUCAAAAUGCUCAUCGUUGUGGCCCUUCUUUUCAUGCUGUCCUGGCUGCCUCUGUGGACCUUGAUGCUGCUAACAGACUACGCACGUCCUGAAGGAGACCAACUAGAUCUUCUAACAGGUUACAUUUUCCCUUUCUCCCAUUGGUUGGCCUUCUCCAACUCUAGUGUCAACCCCAUCAUCUAUGGUUACUACAACAAAAAUUUCAGACGAGGAUUUCAGGCUGCUUGGAUGCAGCGACCAUCCUGCUGCUUGGACAGGCCUUCACAGAUCCAUCUCAGGAGGGUAAAGAGGGGCAACAAGACUUGCUCCCACUUGGACAAAGCUCUCAAUACCAACCUGGGAAUUAAAAACAAAAUCUACACUGACAACGACCUAACAGGCUGCGUGCGUCUGGAGAUGGAACACAGGAAAGUGUCUAAGGAAAUGAGAAGCUCGGGGGCUGAAGGAGGAAACAGGGGAACAGCAAUCAAAAGAGAGCUGCUGGAAGACAUCGAGAGGAUCUCGCCAACGGGACCUACGGUGUACCAGGCUUGGGAACUUUGAGUGGUUCACCUUAAGGCAAAGCAAAUGGUCAUAAUGCAUGCUGAACGUGAGGUUUCUAUAAGCAAAGUUGCUCCUGCCAAUGAUAGAGAAAAAGAAUGUACACUUAAAGUAAAAUGCACCAAUGGCCAUAAGCCAAAAACCCAAGAAAGAAAAUUGCUUGUAUUUUUCAGGUAACCUUUGUAUAAAAGUCUCAUACUGGCAAAGUAUAUAUCAGAUCAGGCCUUACAUUCUUGUAAGCAGGCCAUUUAUCACAUAAUUUACCAGUCAGGUACAAGUCAGGUAACAGAAAAUAAGCCCCAAGAUAAAUGGACUUGGAAUUGUGUAUUAGCAUCAUGGGACUCACAACCCUUUGUUCAUUCCUUGCUUCAUUCCAGUGCUAUAAAUAUUGUGAUACUAUUAGUCUUACACACAAUGAGUGUCCAAUCUUUGGUGGCAUAAGAACAAAAUGAAUGUAUUUACUUUCAUAUGAGAAAAAUAUGCUUAUAAGCUUACUUUCUGCCAGACUCAUUACACACAGGCUGCUGCUUCUUUAAAUUCUGCCUUGUUCAUGCAGUUAUUUUUCCAAACCCUGUGACUUUUCCUGCUUUGUUGUUGCUUUCCCUUCACUCAUUCAUCAGAAAGACAUUAUCAAAUGUAUAUAUUGCUUUUUUAGCCUGAUGAAUAGUUGAAAGCUAUUUUGCAGUCUUUCUAUACUGCAGUUUGGGAGCAUAUGUAAAAUUUGUCUCAUGAGCAAGGGGUUGAUCC
Messenger RNA from Hemibagrus wyckioides, 2286 nucleotides. It is a transcript of the gene npffr1l3, whose product is annotated as neuropeptide FF receptor 1 like 3. Gene Ontology annotation, biological process: G protein-coupled receptor signaling pathway. Gene Ontology annotation, molecular function: peptide binding; neuropeptide receptor activity. The coding region runs from base 136 to 1542 and encodes 468 amino acids. The transcript has 4 exons. The record is from RefSeq and is a predicted model, not a curated record. NCBI's taxonomy places the organism in Eukaryota, Metazoa, Chordata, Actinopteri, Siluriformes, Bagridae. Gene Ontology annotation, cellular component: membrane.